AUGGCUGAGUUGAAUUUGGGGAAGGGGCUGACUGCGGGGAAAGUGGCCAGCAACGUGCAGAAAAAGCUAACCCGAGCCCAGGAGAAGGUUCUCCAGAAGCUUGGCAAAGCCGAUGAGACCAAAGACGUUGCCUUCGAGGAGGGAGUUAUCAACUUCGGCAAACAAUAUACCGAAGGCAGCAAACUGCAGAGGGACCUCAGGGCGUACCUGGAUGCUGUGAAAGCCAUGCAUGAGUCCUCCAAUAACCUGCAGUCCUGUCUGGCUGAUAUGUACGAGCCGGAGUGGCAAGGCAAGAACGAGGUGGAUUCCAUUGUGGAGGACUGUGAUGUGUUGUGGACGGAUUACCACCAGAAGUUGGUCGAUAAUGCCCUCAUCUCCAUGGAUACGUACCUGGGCCAGUUCCCUGACAUUAAGGCGCGUAUUGCUAAGAGAGACAGGAAACUGGUGGAUUACGACAGCGCCAGGCACAACUAUUCAGCCACACACAAGGCCAAGAAAAAGGACGGGGGCAUUAAAAUCACCAAGCCUGCAACUUUGUUGGAGAGGGCCACUCCAGGUUGGGCUCAGGGAAUCCUGUCUGCACACAACGUGGCCCAGAGCAGUCUGUCCAGGGGCCAGGCUGAGGAAGAGUUGGAGAGAGCCCAGAAGGUAUUUGAGGAAAUUAAUAUUGACUUGCAAGAGGAGUUACCUUCACUCUGGAACAGUCGUGUUGGGUUUUACAUCAGCACCUUCCAGAGUUUGUCCGGUUUCGAGGAGAAGUUUCACAAGGAAAUGAGCCGGUUGGAUCAGGAUAUGUAUGAUGUCUUGGUGGAUUUGGAGAAAACAGACACAACCAGAAAGACAGUUAACCGUGGCCCCUCAACGUCAGGAGCAAAUAGGAGUGGCAAAGAACCAUCUAACCACACUCUCAGGCCAGGAGGACCUCCCCCGAUCCCAAAAUCUCCUUCCAAGCUAAGGCCAGCAAUGCCUCCUCCACCCAAGUUGACCCCGUCCAUUGAGAUGAAGACAGAGAACAUCAUCAACCUGUUUGACGCUGCAGCUGCUCCUGAUAUCAGUGUCACCUCCCCUACAGAGUUUGACGGUCCUGCAGUGAGCAGCCUGUUGGACAUGGACCUGGACUCUCUCAGUGCGGCAACCGAAGCCUCAGUGGUCAAACAGCCUGCAAACUGGGACUCAUGGUCUGAGGACAGGGCUGACGAGGAAGAGGAGACCCAGAAGCACUAUGACCCUGUGGCUGCUGCUGCAGAGGCCUGGGGGGAUGAAGGUGCGCCCCCUGUCCGCUAUGACCCCAUAGCAGCGGCCACAGAGGGCUGGGGGGAUGACGGGAUCCCACCGGCUCCCUGUGAGCCUGUGGCUGAGGCUCAGGAGGGAUGGGAGGAGGAUGAGAGCCAGUCGGUUCAUUCCGACCACGUGGCUGAAGCCCAGGAGGGCCUGGACGAUGAAGAGAGCCAGCCUGUCACAGAGGUGCCUGCUGACAAUGAUGAAACACCUGCAGCCGAGGCUCCAGCUGACACUGUAGAGGAAGAGGCAACCUCAGCUGCCACCUCCCCAGUUAAUGAAGAGGGUCAGGAUGAGUCUGCAGAAGCUCCUGCAGCAACGGCAGACAAAGAAGAAGAAGAAGCAGUGGUAGAAGAGACACCUGCAGUAGAGGCAGAAUCAACAGAAGCCGCAACAGAACCUGCAGACAUGCCUCCUGGAUUUUUGUUCAAGGUGGAGGUGAUGCAUGAUUACGGAGCCAACGACACAGACGAGCUGGAGAUGAAGGCUGGAGACGUGGUGCUAGUGAUCACCUUUGACAACCCUGAUGAACAGGACGACGGCUGGCUGAUGGGAAUGAAGCAGGACGACUGGCAGCAGAACAAAGAAAACUCCACUACAGGAGUAUUCCCCGAAAACUUCACCCAGAGGCUGUGA
Limanda limanda (common dab) is the source of this 1914-nucleotide messenger RNA. It is a transcript of the gene bin1a, whose product is annotated as myc box-dependent-interacting protein 1. Gene Ontology annotation, molecular function: phospholipid binding; tau protein binding. The coding region runs from base 1 to 1914 and encodes 637 amino acids. The transcript has 22 exons. The record is from RefSeq and is a predicted model, not a curated record. Gene Ontology annotation, cellular component: cytoplasm; plasma membrane; synaptic vesicle. NCBI's taxonomy places the organism in Eukaryota, Metazoa, Chordata, Actinopteri, Pleuronectiformes, Pleuronectidae.